Paramuricea clavata is the source of this 7793-nucleotide messenger RNA. NCBI's taxonomy places the organism in Eukaryota, Metazoa, Cnidaria, Anthozoa, Malacalcyonacea, Plexauridae. The record is from the annotation of a GenBank genome assembly.
GUUGUUCAUAAAAACUUGCUUGCUGCAUCUGUGGUCCUCGGGUGUGAAUGUGGGAACGCUGUGAACAUAGAGAGACGAUCAGGAGCAACUGUGAACAAGAAUGUUUCAACAAGGUAAUAAAUAAAUAAUUUUGUUAUUUUUUUUUGUAAUGGAAGAUGCGUUCACCACAAUGUUAGCAGAUAAUUCAGACACAAACUCCCGUAACUUAUUUUCAAUAUUUUCUAUUGUAGCGCUGUCUCUAAAGUACCAGCGGUCAGCACCAUGGACUUACUCGACCCAAGCAGUCACGAGACGUCGGGCACGGCAACUCCCACGCAAAUGACAUUCACAUCGCACGUGAAACGCGACAGAAAUCACGUGCCUAAAUUGGCAUUUGUUUCCGCCCAACUUGAGAAGGUGAAUUAAUUAAACGAUUUAUGUACUAUUUAAAACACAAGCAGAAGUGCUUUAUCAGAUAUAAAACACGAGGCGACAGCCGAGUGUUUUACAUCUGAUAAAGCACGCACUGCGACUGUUUUAAACGGCUUAAACAACGACCCAUCUUAUGAAUUCAUUGGCGAAGUAAUUUUAAAAAUUAACGUCGUCUACGCCGAGAAAAUCAAAGCUAAAGUUUAUGUAAAUGAAUAUGAUUUUUUAUCACGUAUAAAACCACCAACACAGUAUUGAUUUCCUGUGUCUUUCCCUUAUGAAUUAUUAAUGCUGUUUUAAAAUUAGUUAUUCUUAUGUAGCGCUAUUCGCUUUGUUACUGUUAGACUCAUUGUAUGCAUUAUUGAUCCAAAUCAAUUUGUGAAAACCUAAAGCCCAAGGUUGUUACAAGCUUGUUGCGAACGUGUUGCGAGACUGUUGCGUGUAUGUUGUAGGCAUGGUUGCGAGAUAUUAUGUUGAAUGAAUAUGUGAACAAGAAAAACACCAUGAGUACAGUCUUGAAAAAUGUUGAUGAAACUAUGAAAUUAAAACGGUGAGCGCUUGGUCAGGGCUUUUGUAUAAAAUAUGCCUGUUUUCGCCAUACCUUUGUCACAGAAUAAAGAUCAGUACCAGAAGGGCCACUCAGCGGUGCAACGUGUCACCAUUUUUCUAUGCAAAAAUAUGCAAUUGACUGGCCAGGAAGAUGGCGGCCAGCCAAUACAGCGCGUUUAUUGGCCAGAAAAUGUAAUCGACUGUGGCCCUUCUGUGUGCCUUAUUCUGUGCCUUUGUGACUAUAAAGUAUGCCUGUUUUUGACUUACCUUAUAGCCAGGGUUUGUAGCUAUAAAAUACGCCUGGUUUCGUACUAACAUGACUGAAAUAAUAUUUUUGCAGGAGUCUUAUCUUGAGUUUCUGUCGGGCACUACAGAUGUCUGUUUCUGAUUACUCGAUGCGAGCACAGGUACGAAUCAAAAAAGAUUUUUGUUUUUGUGCUAAAAAAACAGUGGUGCCUAAAUUACUUUGAAUUUGUACUUGAGUAAAAGUAGAAGUAAUUAACAAUAAAACGACUUGAGUAAGAGUAAAAAGUACUGGAGACAAAACGUACUUAAGUAAAAAGUACAAAGUAUCCUGAAAAAAUACUUGAAGUACAAAGUAAAAGUAAAAGUACUAUUGUCUAUAGCGUGUAGGGGACUUCUCCAAUGGAUUGACAUACAAAAGACACAAAACAACAUACGCAUUAUAUGCGUGCACCAUAAUAUACAAUAUUUCACGGCAUGGUCAACUUUCCAGACCCCGUUGAAGAUAUAAGAAAUCCAUUAAAUAAAUUAUGCUUAUAAGUAAGCCACAAACGAGAGGUCCCAGACGCAUGUAGAGGUUCUAUUACCUAUCCCAAAAUUAAAAUACAUCGGGAAUAAAUCACGUAAAAUUAAACAAAUGUGAGAAAGUAACGAAAUACUUCACCACAAAAUGAAAAUAACGAAGAAAAACGUUACUUCUUUUAAACAACUUCGUUCCAAGUAAAAGUACUCCAGAAAAAGUUUACUUUGUUACAUGCUCACUUCUCAAAAAUAGUACUCAAGUACAGUAACGAAGUACAUUUACUUCGUUACUUGACACCACUGUAAAAAACCAAAGUGAAUGAAGCAGAAUCCAAACCCUUCAGAAAGUCAACGACAAUUAUAUUGUCGCGUCUGAUUUUUGACACGACUGUUCCGGAACAUUGAAAAUUAUCCGGAAUUACAGUAAUACCUCAGUUAUUAACAUUGUGAGUUACAUUUUAUUUUCUAUUUCUCUUAGAUAAUUGCGUAUUGUGGAAGCCUGCUCGACCUUAUGAGCCAUUUUCCAACGACUAGGUACUUAUGGGUAACAAAUUUCUAAAAUCUAUAUGCCCCCCUGUCAAGCCUGAUCUUAGGGUAUUUAACGCAAAUCUUUGUCGUGUUUUAGGGAUUCUCAUUUCAUGAUUGGCGAAGAAUUCGAACCGAAAUCUGAUGAGCAGGAUAAACUGGUUGACGAUUCGACUCCGUAAGUAAACGUCACUGUUCUGAUACCGUUGAAAUAGAAUGGAACAAAGGUAACCAAGCAUUUGAAUUAUAUAUGUGAGUGAAUUGAUAACUCACAUGUCUAGUUACCACUGUUCUGAUAAUGUAAGCAUAGAAUGGAACAAAGGUAACCAAGCAUUUGAAUUAUAUAUGUGAGCAUAGUUAAUAGAGGAGAUGGUUUGGAAACUCGUUAGCAUUACAAUAAAAUCACAAUAAACCUCAUUAUCUAUGUUGUUCAGGUUUAUGUAGUCUUUCAUCGUCACGUGCGUAUUGUAUUUUUCUCAAGUCAACCAAUAGGAAUGUUCAAAAUGUCCUAUUGUUAAAGUCAUGGAUGGGCAAUUGGACAAAACCGUUGCUAUUGGCUGGUUGAGCAAAAAUACAAUACGCACGUGACGAUGAAAGACCACAUUUUUGCAUUAACCUGAACAAAAACAUAGAUAGUGAGGUUUAUUGUACUGCUAAUGAGUUUCCAAACCAUCUCCUCUAUUAACUAUGAUGUGAGUGAAUUGAGUGGGAUAACUCACAUGUCUAGUUACCACUGUUCUGAUAAUGUAAGCAUAAUGGAACAAAGGUAAUCAAGCAUUUGAAUUAUACUGUAUAUGUGAGUGAAUUGGGUGGGAUAACUCACAUGUCUAGUUAGUAGUUACCACUGUUCUGAUAAGUCAUAGCCUAUCGAAUGGAAGAUGGCUGUGAAACUCAUUAGAAUAACAAUAUAACUCAUUAUCUAUGUUGGUCAACGUUUAUUCAUAAAUCUGGUCCUUCACCGUCACGUGUGUAUAAUUGUAUUGUAUUUUUGCCAAAUCCACCAGUAGCAAUGUUUUAGGAAAGUUACACUGUACCUAUCCGUGACUCGAGCAAUAUAGGGGAAACUGGAAAUUGCUAUUGAUAGUUUCGGCAAAAAUACAAUACACAUGCACGUGACGGUGAAGGACCAGAUUUAUGAAUAAACGUUGACUAACAUAGCUAAUGAGUUCAUAUUCUUAUUCUAAUGAGUUUCACAGCCAUCUUCCCUUCGACAGGCUAUGGAUAAUAUAAGCAUGGAAUGGAAUUUACAUUGUAUAUGCAUGUGGGCGAAUUUAUAUAAAGUGUAUGAAUUGAGUGUAUGAUAAUUUAUUUUUUUAGUCUAUAUAUUAUUUUCUCAAUUCGAUUAUUGUUAAUGGAAGGAUGUUUUCUUUUAUGCAGAACUUUCACCCCACGUGAGCGCAAGCUACUGUCACAUGACGGUCAACAUUUGGUUAAUCUUUGGUAUAUACCACAUUACACUGAGGUACGUUUGUAUCUGUACUAGUAAUGAUAUCUAUUCUUAACUGUAAAUAAAGUUAUUUUUUAAGCAGCAUUUCUGAGUAUAUAUUUAUAUCUUCCAAAUCGAUUUUUUCUGUAGAUACUGACGAUGUUUGGAAAAUUAUCAAGGGCUGAGCGAACCAAGUCUCUUAAAACAGUUCUGGUAAGCACCUUUUCUUUUGGUUAAACUAGUUAUAAAUCGGUUUAUACUUUUAUGUCACAGUUACUUUUAGCUCGAAAGGUCACCAUCAGUGACGUCUAAGGCCAUUUUUUAUUUUUAGCAAAUCGUAUCAUCACUUCAUGACAUUUGCCAGUAUCUAUGUGCGCAUGCGCGCCUGGGGAGCUCACACGCACGACUUGGUUCUCAAAAGUUGGAAUUCUCUGGCGUGACCGCCGACUGGGGAGGAACGGAAGGGAUAGGUAGGGAUAUUAUCUUAUACUAAAACAUAUGAUGUACCCGAGCAGGUUUCUAACGUGAAAAUCGGCUACACAACUUGUCAACAAGAUGUGUUCGCACUGCUUGUUACCAGUUGUUGACAAGUCUGGAACAAGUUGUUAUCAUCUUGUAACAAGGUUGAUGAGGCCAACAAACUCGCAACAAGUUGUCCCAACAAGUCUGAUAUCGUCUGCACGUAACAAGUUGUUAACAAGUUGAUGACAACAAGCUCGUAGCAACUUGUUACGAACAGUCUGUAUUAGUCUUGUUGGAACAAGGAUUAUGUUCGUAUUUCUUGUAUUUGAUAGUUUUUCUGUCUGUGCAGGUGCAGAGUUACGUGAAAUACAGAAACAGAUAAACCAUCUUGAAAAUUCCACAGACCCAGAACAGGUAUACGAUUGAAUAACUUGUCACUUAGUACAGGAAAUUACUCGCGGUUCGAGUAUUAAUUAUUUUGAUCAACUUCUGCUAGAAAAACUACCUGUCGCGUCUUGAAAUGCUAGCGUACUUUACAAGACGUGAAAAUAUGCAUCUUGCCUUUGUCAACAGAGCUUGGAUGACGUCUAAAACCCCUGCUAGACUUUUAAUUAUUCAUUUCUUUUGUCAGCUAUAGGAUUAAUGUCAUUGUGUAGAUAGCCGUCGUCCUGACGAUCUCCGUCCUACAUGCAACCUAAACUCCUUAUUUAUAGACUCCCAAAUGACCAAAUCCCAGUGGCGAAGCUAGCCAUGGCAACUGGUCAUGCUAUGCUAAUAAACCUGCAUCAAAAAUAGGUCAAAGGCAAUACAUUUCUACUGAAAGGUUUCGAUAAUGCAUAUCAUUAAAAAUUCGCGUAGCAUGACCUGUUGCUAUGGGUAGCUUCGCCACUAGCAAAUCCCAAAUAAUGUGUUGGUUUGAAGUGCGUUUAUGUACACCAGUAUGUAUAUUUACCAUGCACACUGCCAUUUUAUUUUCCACUAGAUCGCGGAGUUCUUACGUCAUAGGCGUGACGUCAUGUACUUGGAGUUUGAUAUAUCAGUGAGUCACUGUGUCCCGGACACCUUCCUGCAGACUGGGAACGAGAUUGCGUGCGAGGUAUGUGAGGAUAUUUUGUAUAUUGUUUAUGGGAGUGAAACGUGGUUGUCCAGUGUAGGUGGUAUUCUACAAUAAGCUGCCGUGGUUUGUGUCUGAACUACCUGAAAAAGAUAUCUCAAACGUGGUGGUCCAGUGUAGGUAGUAUUCUACAAUAAGCUGUCGUGGUUUAUGUCUGAACUACCUGAAAAAGAUAUCUCAAACGUGGUGGUCCAGUGUAGGUAGUAUUCUACAAUAAGCUGCCGUGGUUUAUGUCUGAACUACCUGAAAAAGAUAUCUCAAACGUGGUGGUCCAGUGUAGGUAGUAUUCUACAAUAAACUGUCGUGGUUUGUGUGUGAACUGCCUGAAAAAGAUAUCUCAAACGUGGUGGUCUAGUGUAGGUAUAGUAUUCUGCAAAUCAGCUGUCGUGGUUUGUGUCUGAACUACCUGAAAAAGAUAUCUCAAACGUGGUCCAGUGUAGGUAGUAUUCUGCAAUAAGCUGUCGUGGUUUGUGUUUGAACUACCUGAAAAGAAUCUCAAACGUGGUGGUCCAGUGUAGGUAGUAUUCUAAAAUAAGCUGCCGUUCAUGGUUUGUAUUUGAACUGCCUGAAAAAGAUAUCUCAAACGUGGUGGUCCAGUGUAGGUAAUAUUCUACAAUAAGCUGUCGUGGUUUGUGUCUGAACUACCUGAAAAAGAUAUCUCAAACGUGGUCCAGUGUAGGUAGUAUUCUUAUACAACAAGCUGCCGUGGUUUGUGUCUAUUUUUUUUUGCAUUCAAAUACGUGAUUAGCACAUUAUUUUCUCUGACAACUGCCGGUUGUUUAAUUGAACACCAUCUGCUGCGCGAUAGUGCUUAAAGUUAUCAGCGAUAUUGAAAACGUUAUAUCUAUUGAUGUUUUGAGCCAGACGUUUCUCAUGCAUAUUUAAAAAGGACGAAUUUAGUUAUAAUUUGAUUGUUUACAGUCAAGCCUAACGCCAGGGAACUCAAAUAUACCGCUGUUAAUUAAUAAUAUCAUAGAUGAUGGCCGCACGUAGUCAAAUCCAACUUUAGGCCAUAUGGCACACAGAAAAUUAAUGUAUUCUAUGUCAAAACAUUUCUGAUAGCAUGUAGGACUCAACUUGAUGUAAUUUUAGUUCGCGCUUGGAAAGACUAACGCACACUAUAUACUUCAAGUUAGAAAAUGAAUAUUUGAUUUUGCCGUUUAAACAUUGCAGACAAAGCGGCCUCUCGGUUAAAGAGCGGGAAGCGAGCGACAUCACAAUUGUGAAAGGAUUCUACGUAACAUAUAUUUGUAAACAAACUUGGAUGAUUUCUAAGAGUCACAACAAACUGUCGGGCCUUCAUAAAAUGAAUUUUGAAUCCUUGUAUUAAAUAGUCCAAGCUUAACUGAAUGAAACGGCGUAAAGAAAAUCGAACCUACAACUUAUUAUUUAGCGCAAAGGAUUGUGCACAUACAUUUGGUAACAUUUAGUGUUGACUCGAAAGUUCUAAAAUACAAGUCACUUCAAAAUGGACCUUUUUUAUGGAUAUUUGAUGUUCGGUAAGAUUAUUUCCUUUGGAUCUGAUUAUAUAUAGCUAGAGACUCUAAUGAAGCCGCAAUAAAUUUUGCAUUUUUAUUCAAAGACAUUAAAGGUCAUAUACUACUUUUCAAUACAAAGUGCAAAGGAUUAAUUGACUAUAAGGUUUCUCUAUGGUAAAAGUGCCUUUGUGUGGUUUGGACUGUGGGAUUUGAUAUUGCAACAUUAACGGGCUUUUCUGCAGUGGGCUGAAGCCAUAAACAGACGCGAUUACAUAUAUAACAGCAUAUUGAAGCUGCCAUAAACUUUGCAUUUGUGCUUAAGAUGGCGCAAAGCUCUUCUACUUUUUACUGAAAACAUUUUCUAAUGGAUAUUACAUCAACUGUAGCGAGUUAAACGGUAUUAAACUCAGAAGGCAGAAACGGCUAGGAACUCGAGGACUCUUAUCAGCGUAUAUUAAAGCUGCCAUAAUACUUUUCAUUGGAAACAUUUGCCAAUGGAUAUUAGACUAAAUGCCGCCGGAUUAAAAGAUUAAAGAGAAGCGAACAGGCAAUAUAUACUACUAUAAAAUAAUGUAUUAAGACUAUACCAGACGUUUUGCACAUUGCCAUAGGGCGGCGAAAAGUUCCUAUAUUUUUCAUUCCGGAGAACACUUUCCUAUAGAGAAUCCAUGCAUAUCUAAUUUGCUAAAAAUAGGAACAGAUUAAACCAAUCCCCAUCACGUUGGAAUAUUCUGGUUUCUAUAAUAAAGUUCGGAUUAUGGCCUACCAAAGUAAAUUAAAUGGGAUGCCGACUACAUGGAUGGCCAUUACAUUGCUGUGACAUUGCUAAUUUCCUUCAGUUAAAGACUUUUCAAAGAGAAUUGACUUUUAUACUUGGGAAAAAUUUCGAGAAAAGUUAAAAGAUAGAAUAUUCAUCAUCUAUUCAUCUAAAUUCAAGGAAUACAGAGAUAUCGCAGUAAAAACUGAAGUGUUUCAAGUGCAUAUACAAUGGACUUUGGGACGUGGGCAAACAUGCUCGCAUUAUGCGUCGUUAACGGCUUCUUCGCCUUGGCAGGAAUCUUUCUAA